GAUCGAGUGGCCGAAGCGGAAGUGGGUGAUAGCGAGAAGGGAAGAAGCUCUACCGAAGGGCUCCUCAUGCUGUGCGGUCGCUCCACCGUUGCUUGCUAUUAGGAACACGCAUAAACGGAUCAAACGGGCCAUUUGCUCCCACGAUCCCACGAACACAGGCACCCCCACCCAAAUGGCCAAAGCCGCCGCGAUCGCGAGCUGCAAUACACGCGCACACCCACCCUGCAUGCUCGACCGCUCGAGCGGCGAGCGCCAAGCAGCCCAAGCUGGAUCACAACCCUACGCGGCCACGCCACACCACAGGCCACACCGUAUCGAUCUGCACAGCAAAAGCAGUAGCAGCAUGCCAGCAUCCGAUAUUCCGAUCCCAGCAAAAACAAUUCUCACAGAAAGAGAUUAUUUUGCCCCCUCACCAAUCCUGCUCCCAAAACUCCUAAUCUUUUAAUCCGCGUUUGUUUUCCUCCGGCCGUCCCUGGCUUGCAGCAGUAAUGAAGCGGAGGAGGAAAAAGGAGAAAACGAAAAGGCGCAGGGAAAACAACGCACCAGCAACAGCAGAGAGCAGGCGCACAUCAACUCAUCUAAUCUCCUCAUCAAGCUGGGCGAUGCGUGUGAGCAGGCAGGCGGUUAGGGCGAAAAUCUGAGAAGUCCGGGAGAAUCUCCGGACUGACCUCCCCGUACCCGUCAAAAAUCCAAUCUUGACGCCUCCCUGGUCGAGCCGAGACUGUUCCAAAGUUUCUGUCUCUGUGAUGCGUGAUUGUUUGCCGCUGCUAAUGAGGCCCGCUCGCCUGAUCCCCGUGGUCGUCGUCGCCCGUUAAUCCGCUUCAGCUCUGGUUCCGGUUCUUGGACAGAUUUUUUCGCCCCUCUUGGUUGUGGAUUGCGCUGUUUUUGUUUGUCUGGAUCUGCAUAAGGGCGUGGGCCGAUUCGCCACCACCACAAGCAGAGACGGCUCCUCUUUUUUAUUGCCUCCACAGUGGGAUUUGCUUUCGCGUUGUUGCAGUAUCUAUCUAUUUCUGCGAAUCAUCUUCUAGGGCUCCGUUUGUUCUCGCGCACUUUACCCUUCGCUGCCCCCAUCUCCCAGCACCGAAUCCGCCCCCUUCCCGGCCGUCGAUUGAGGGCGUGCCGCUGCCGAUUGCGCCGCAAAAUCGCGUCUUGGGUUUGGUCCAUGAAGAAGUGGGGUUGAUUUCUGAUUUCAAGGGGAGGUUUUUCUCCUGCGCGGCCGCCGCCAGGGAGGCUCCGGCCUGCCAGCCAUGUCUCAAAUCCAAAGCUUCUCGCGGAACAACUGUGUGCUCCUUGUGGUGCUGUGUGGGAAGUAUGCUGAGAAGCGAGCACCAGCAGCGAAGUCUGGGCUGGAGGCGAAGCGGCCACGGCCGUCUUACCCAUUCCCGGAGCUCAGCUCAGCUGGGCGAUUGGAGGUCCACACACUGUUUAAUCCUACACCAGAGCAGUUCCUCGAGGCGCAGCGGGUGGUGCAGCCCAACUUCUUGUACAUCCAGGGUCAGCAGCUUGAGGAUGAGAAGGAGAUUGGCUCACUUGUGUGGGGGGACGCCGAUGUCUCUGAUCCGCAGGCGUUUAGCACUCUUAUCAGCCCACCAUUCCCAACGAUAGUAUAUCUGGAAGUUCCUAUUGGUGAAAAACUUGCCCAAGCAGUUCACUCAAAGGGGAUCCCAUAUGUAAUUUACUGGAGAAAUUCAUUCUCGUCUUAUGCCGCAUCUCAUUUUCGCCAUGCAUUGAUGUCAGUAGUUCAAAGUUCGGUGAGCCAUACUUGGGAUGCUUUUCAGCUUGCUCACGCAUCCUUUCGUCUAUAUUGUGUAAGAAACAAUCAUGUGCAAAGUGUUAAACUUGGUCCUCGUCUCCUUGGGGAUUCUCCAAAAAUAAAUAUAAGUCCACCUGGCACUGAAAUGGUUGAUGAAGAAGGUUCAUCUGAAGUGACCCCAGCUAUAAAAAUAUAUGAUGAAGAAAUCAACAUGAAGUUACUUCUAUGUGGAGUGUCAUGCACCUUGGAUCCUUGUUUAUUGGGCUCUUUAGAGGACGGUCUGAAUGCACUUCUGAAUAUUGAAAUUCGUGGGAGCAAACUGCAGAAUCGAAUCAGUGCUUCUCCACCACCUCUUGAAGCUGCAUCUCUACCACGUGGGAUGGUUACUAUGCGCUGUGAUAUCACUACUUGCAGCUCUUCCCAUGUGUCACUCCUCGUUUCUGGUAGCGCACAGACUUGUUUCGAUGACCAGCUUCUAGAGAGCCACAUAAAAAAUGAAAUUAUUGAGAAAAGCCAGUUAGUCCGGGCUCUCUCAAAUAGUGAGGACAAGUUACCAUCAAGUGAGCCUUUAACUUCCAUGUCUACGGCUUGUGGGGCUUCUACCUUUGAAGUUUGGAUGUCCCUUCCUAAGUGGGCAGCACAGGUUCUGAAGCAUCUAGCGCCAGAUAUAUCAUACAGGAGUUUGGUUGCACUUGGUAUUGGUUGUAUAAAUGGUACUCCUGUUGCUUCAUUUGAGAGGCGAGAUGCAGACCGUCUUCUUUUCUUUUGCACAAGCCAGUGCAAAGAUUUGGCUAAUGAAAACGGUCCAUAUUUUCAUCUGCCAAGAUGGUCAGCCUCCCUUACCAAGGACAGAACAAAGUUGGGUUCAGAAUCAAAACAAAAUCUGUUGGGUGCAAAUGGAGUUUUGGAAGACAAGAAGCAUAUGAUGGAAGGGCCUUCCUCAUUUUCAGCCGUCAAGGCUAAAUUAAAGCCUGCAACUAUGAGGCCAAUUCCUCACUCUCAAAAGCAACAAAUGCAUCCUUUUAUGUGUUUACCUGAAACUUCCUUUCAUGAAACUAGUAUUGUGAAGCCAAGCUUGACAGUUGCGCCAACUGUGAAGCACAAUUCAGUUUCUUAUGCCCCAACCACGCACAGAAAAUCAACAUCAGGGCCAUCUCAUACUCCUUCAGUCAUUCAGUUGAAUCCUCUGCCUAUGAAGAAACAUGGAUGUGAUAGGUUGUCUAUACAAGUAUGCUCUGAGGAGGACUUCUUGAAGGAUGUCAUGCAGUUUUUAAUCCAGAGGGGCCACAAUCGACUUGUACCUCACGGAGGACUAGCUGAAUUUCCUGAUGCAGUCCUUAACGCCAAGCGCCUUGACCUUUAUAACCUGUACAAAGAGGUGGUGUCUAGAGGUGGAUUUUAUGUGGGUAACGGCAUAAACUGGAAGGGUCAAGUCUUCUCAAAGAUGCGUAACCAUACUGCAACAAACAGAAUGACUGGUGUAGGUAACACAUUAAAAAGGCAUUACGAGACAUACUUGUUGGAAUAUGAGUUAGCACAUGAUGAUGUGGAUGGCGAAUGCUGCUUGCUUUGUCACAGUAGCGCACCUGGAGAUUGGGUGAACUGCGGUUUAUGUGGCGAAUGGGCUCACUUUGGUUGCGACAGACGACAAGGGCUAGGCACUUUCAAGGAUUACGCUAAGACAGACGGUUUGGAAUACAUCUGCCCCCACUGUAGCUUAGCAAACUACAAGAAGCCACCACUACCACCAAAAGUAGCUAAUGGUUUCUCAAAUACAGCAUAUGUACCACGAAGUGUUUAAUUUCUUGUUUUUUUCUUUUCCUUUGGUCCCGUGUUUGUGGGAAGAAGUCAUUAGAGUAGGGAAUAGCCUGAUGGAAAGAUGGGCAAGGCCUUCAGGGUAGGUAUCGAAGGUAUCAUCUCGCUAAUUUAGUGGCUAUGAGUUUUUUAUAGAUGUACAAUUGAUAACACAUUCAAGUUCCUAAGUAGUUUUUUAGUGGUUAUGAGGUUUAUAUAGCAUGCAUUUGAAUGCGGGUGUUACUUGUUUAUAUUAA
Molecule: messenger RNA, 3804 nt
Organism: Zea mays
Lineage: Eukaryota; Viridiplantae; Streptophyta; Magnoliopsida; Poales; Poaceae
Product: AT-rich interactive domain-containing protein 4
Exons: 16
Coding region: 1248-3554 (768 amino acids)
Molecular function (GO): DNA binding
Source: RefSeq, a predicted model, not a curated record